Molecule: messenger RNA, 717 nt
Organism: Pseudocercospora fijiensis CIRAD86
Lineage: Eukaryota; Fungi; Ascomycota; Dothideomycetes; Mycosphaerellales; Mycosphaerellaceae
Exons: 1
Coding region: 361-717 (118 amino acids)
Source: RefSeq, a predicted model, not a curated record
CUGUCAACCAUGCAUGACAUUGUACAGCUGGAGACAAUCAGUGCAACAUCAACUUGCCGUUGCAGAGGCCAUGAUGGGAAUCGAUUUUGGCCUUGUCGUCAAGUCACCUAUCGAGAAGCGCUGGCUCAUCUGAAUACAAGUAUGGUCGUCGUACCGCCAUGCUUUGAAUUCUCAGCAACAACAUCAGCAACAUCAGCACCGAAGACAAAUCGAACUUUACCGGCACAGCGAUCCUGAACGACCUCACGCACACCCCAAAACGGCAUCACCACAGGCACCCUCCCACAAGGCACGCUAAUCCUUCCGCAUCUGCGAGGUUCGUAUCGACUCGCCUUCCCUCUGGGAACAACCAGCGAUGAAAUGCUAACAGCCAUCAGGCACAAAUCGUCGACGAAAGUCGUUCAGAAGCGUCAAUUCGGAAGAUCCACAAUCCAAGGCGACUCUUCCUCCUCUUCGAUCCCGGGCCAGCUUCCUGUCAUCAACAUGUGCAAAUACUACGCCCACUCGCAUCCCUGCGGUCAUGUGAAGACCGUCUUCGCCGCGUUUUGUCCGCAAGCUGCUCUCGUCCAGAAACCUUGCGGCAGAGGCGAUAUUUGGGCCACAGUCAAGAUGGAGAAGGAUUGCACUCAUUGCUACGAAGUCGAGCCACCAGCCAUUCCACGCUCAGGUCUGCAGUCGAGAACGGGAGGUGGGCGUAAGAAGGUCAUUCGCCGUUGA